CCUUUCCAAUUACUGUAAUCAUUUUCGAUUUUGUAUCCCUUUUUUCUCCAUGCGAAAAGACACAAUUACCCCUGUGGCUAAUUUACAAUUCUUCUCCGCUUUUGGACUGAUAUUGCAUCGACGAGCUCACUAUUCUUCUUUCCUCUGUUCUUCUUUCCCCAGUACACAUACGAGAGGAGGCCGACGAUGGCACUUUGGCCUUGAUCUUGGCAGCAGCGGCCUAGCGCGGCAGCUCCCGCUGCAGAUCGUCGGCCGGCGCCGGCUGCUCCGCUGCAGCUCGGCGGACCGGCGUGUCCCGGGGCUCCCACUGCGGCUCCUCGGCCCGGGGCGGCGGCUCCCGCUGCAGCUCGGCAGACCGGCGGUUCCCGGGGCUCCCGCCGCAGCUCGACGGACCAGCGGGUUCCAUGGCUCCCGCUGCAGCUCCUCGGCCCGGGGCGGCGGCUCCCGCUGCAGCUCGGCGGCCCGCCGCGGCGACUCCCGCUGCAGCUCGGCGAACCGGCGGGUUCCGGGCUCCAGCUGCAGCUCGGCAGAUGGCGCGCUCGUUGCUGUUGCAGGGUUACUACAAGUGUAGCAGCGUUAGGGGCUGCCUAGCGAGGAGGCAUGCCAAGAGGUUCAAACCCUUGAUCCGUGUGGCACUGUGUGUGUUUG
Molecule: messenger RNA, 648 nt
Organism: Triticum dicoccoides
Lineage: Eukaryota; Viridiplantae; Streptophyta; Magnoliopsida; Poales; Poaceae
Exons: 2
Coding region: 50-571 (173 amino acids)
Source: RefSeq, a predicted model, not a curated record